Messenger RNA from Pollicipes pollicipes, 702 nucleotides. Its product is annotated as gamma-aminobutyric acid receptor subunit rho-2-like. Gene Ontology annotation, molecular function: transmembrane signaling receptor activity; monoatomic ion channel activity. Gene Ontology annotation, biological process: monoatomic ion transmembrane transport. Gene Ontology annotation, cellular component: membrane. The record is from RefSeq and is a predicted model, not a curated record. The transcript has a single exon. Lineage: Eukaryota; Metazoa; Arthropoda; Thecostraca; Pollicipedomorpha; Pollicipedidae. The coding region runs from base 1 to 702 and encodes 233 amino acids.
AUGACCAUCACCACUAUGCUGACGCUGGCUGCGCUCUUCAACAUGGUCGAGAUGCACUCGCCGUCGUCGUCCUACAUCAAGGCCAUUGACAUAUGGAUGGUCGUGUGCUACUCAUUUGUAUUCGUCGCCGUCGUCCACUGCCUGGUCGAUAUCCGGUUGCACUUUAUCGAUUCGCAGGCAUACAAGCACGAGGCGCUCGGCUUCCUGGCGCCCGUGUCGGUGGCGCUGGUCGAGAACCGCCAGGUGUUCGACGACCUGUUCGGCGCGCCCGACGACGAGCCCGAAGCCGCGCCGUCCGACUACUUCGACGCACCAAGUCGGGCCUACCUGCCGGAGCACCGGCGCGAUUUCUACGCACCACCCAAGCCCACCGGGCGCCGCCGGGCAACGGUCAGCUUCUCCGUUGACUCGCAGACCGACGACAUGGCCGCCGCCGUCGCCGCCGCCGCCUCCUCGUCCUCCUCCACGCCGCUCGGGCGCGACCAAGGGGACGAGCGCGACAAGCGCUGGGGUCACGUGGCCGUUGUCUUCGAGAAGACGUCGCUGAUCGUGUACCCAGCCGCCUUCGUGCUGUUCAACAUCUGCUACUGGGCCUACUACCUGAACGCGGCGCGGCCGCCGCAUCUCCUGGCGGCCGAAAUGGCGGCCGGCUUCACACCGCGGCCGAGUGUCGGUCGUCUCACGACGCACGGCAACCACUGA